CUGAAGUUGAAGAAUCACCAAAGAAUCACCUAAAACUCGCGAAGAUUCGUUAAAUUAGAGGACAACACCGAUCAACCCUACGAAAUAUAUUCUUGUGGUCAACGGCAUUUAGAGACCAUGGUUUUCUCGAAUCAAGAUGCCCGGCCUGGACUAAAGAAGUCAGGUGAGAAAAGGGCGCUCCGCUCUCAGGGGUUGCCCUCGCCGGCUCUGUGCUGCGCCUGUGGUCUCUGCAUCAUGCUAGCGGGCAUUAACAUCACCCUUGUGGGCGCUCUCGCCUUUACCAAACUUCUCCCCUUAAACAACCCUCCCAUCAUCAUCGGGCCCAUCCUCCUCCUGGUGGCCUUUUCAUUUUUCGGAGCAUGUUGCAUCUGCAGUCGACGACCCAUCGGACAAACCUCUCGGAUAUCUGCCGGACGGGAACGUUGGCCGUUAAUGAGGAUGGGCGGAGCUGUGUUUGAGAUGGAGACCAGUGAGCCCACCCUACAGGACACCACUGCCAUUCAGCUCAGUCCAACUAACUCUCCAAGCUCCUCCCACCGCUGCAGCCCCACCCACCUUCCCGGGACUUCGCCCCUCCCUUCAGAAACCUCAAAGGGCACUGAUUUGAGUUUACAAAACCCCACAGUUGGUGAUUCGUACUCAUAGUUUGGACAUCAAACUCUGCGAACCUGCCUGCCUGCAAACGUCUACAAUCAUGGU
Messenger RNA from Labeo rohita (rohu), 699 nucleotides. Its product is annotated as transmembrane protein 275. The coding region runs from base 118 to 645 and encodes 175 amino acids. The record is from RefSeq and is a predicted model, not a curated record. Lineage: Eukaryota; Metazoa; Chordata; Actinopteri; Cypriniformes; Cyprinidae. The transcript is spliced from 2 exons.